AGAGCCAAGAAGAAGACCAAGCCCUUGAACCUUAAGAUCCACAGCAGCGUGGGCAGCUGUGAGAAUCUGCCCACGCAGCGCUCACCCCUCCACACCGAACGAUCUCUGCGAUCCUUCUUCUUCCCCUCCUUCAUCCCUUCCACACCUCCUGUCCAUGCUGAAACACCCUCUGCAAACACUCUCUCAGUGCCUCGCUGGUCCCCACAGAUUCCCCGAAGAGAUUUGGGAAACUCAAUAAAACACAGGUUUUCCACAAAGUAUUGGAUGUCCCAGACAUGCAUAGUAUGUGGAAAGGGAAUGUUGUUUGGACUGAAAUGUAAAAACUGCAAGCUGAAGUGCCACAACAAAUGCACCAAAGAAGCCCCACCUUGCCAUUUAUUGAUCAUACAGCGAGGUGGACGAGAAUCCCUCAAAGAUCACCAAGGAACAACUCAAGUAGCUCGUCUGGUACGGACCGAAUCGGUGCCAUGUGACAUCAACAACCCGCUCAGGUACACAGACCUGCACAUCAGUCAGACUCUCCCCAAAACCAACAAAAUCAACAAGGAUCACAUCCCAGUCCCGUACCAACCAGACUCCAGCAGUAAUCCCUCAUCCACCACCUCUUCCACCCCAUCCUCCCCUGCUCCUCCUCUGCCCAGCAGUGCCACUCCCCCAUCGCCCCUACAUCCCUCCCCACAGUCGGCGCGGCAACAGAAACAGUUCAACUUGACAGCAUCCAGUUAUUUCAAAUACAAACAACAGUUCAUCUUUCCUGAUGUUGCUCCAGAGGCUCCUCCAAGCAGAGCACCGCAGGUCAUCCUGCACCCUGUCCUGUCUGAACCAGGGAAUGAGGGCAACCCUUUACUUCAAAUCGAAGUUGAACCUACAUCAGAUAACGAGGAGGGCAACGACGAGGACUCCGGUGAUGAGUUUGAGGAGAUGAACCUGUCGCUCCUGUCGGCUCGCAACUUCCCUCGCAAGGCCAGCCAGACCAGCAUCUUCCUGCAGGAGUGGGACAUCCCGAUUGAGCAGCUGGAGAUUGGGGAGAUGAUUGGCAAGGGGCGCUUUGGCAAAGUUUUCCACGGACGCUGGCACGGUGAGGUGGCCAUCCGUUUGAUCGACAUUGAGCGCGACAACGAGGACCAGCUCAAGGCCUUCAAGCGCGAGGUGAUGGCCUACCGCAACACUCGCCACGAGAAUGUGGUGCUGUUUAUGGGGGCCUGCAUGAGCCCACCACACCUGGCAAUCAUCACCAGCUUGUGUAAAGGCAGGACCCUUUAUUCCGUGGUGCGGGAUGCCAAGGUUGUCCUGGAUGUUAACAAGACCAGACAGAUCGCACAAGAGAUGGUCAAGGGGAUGGGCUACCUCCACGCUAAGGGGAUCUUACACAAAGACAUGAAGUCCAAGAACGUGUUUUAUGACAACGGCAAAAUUGUCAUCACUGACUUUGGACUCUUCACCAUAUCUGGGGUUUUGCAGGCUGGCAGCCGGAGAGAAGACAAACUGAGGAUCCCCAACGGUUGGCUGUGUCACCUGGCCCCAGAAAUAAUCCAGCAGCUCUCUCCGGACACAGAGGAGGACAAGCUUCCCUUCUCCAAACAGUCAGAUGUUUUUGCUUUUGGGACCAUCUGGUACGAGUUACACGCACGUGAGUGGCCUUACAAGAGUCAGCCAGCAGAGGUGAUCAUAUGGCAGAUUGGCAGUGGGAUGAAGCCCAACCUCGCCCAAACUGGCAUGGGAAAGGAGAUAUCAGACAUUCUGCUUCUGUGCUGGGCGUACAAGCAGGAAGAGCGGCCCAGCUUCUCCAUGCUGGUAGAUUUACUGGAAAAGUUGCCAAAACGGAAUCGUCGCCUUUCCCACCCAGGGCACUUCUGGAAGUCAGCUGAGUAUGUCAAAUGAGUUAGGGACACAAAACAGCAAACAAUCAGCAACUAUUAAAAAAACAACAGCCGCCAUAACUCUACAUAAAUAACCCACCUCCUUAAAGAAUGCACUGAAUCCAAAAGCCAGCCCAGUGAUGAAAACUGCCCACGCUGUGUGUAUUUUCAUGGAAUGUUGGCAUGUGUGUGUACAGAUAAGUUCAGCUUCUCAAAGCAGUCGGGACUCAUAUUUUCUUUGGUUUGAUUUAAACCAUACCGGAUAUUUUUCCUUUAUCUUUUUUGUCUUUUACUAUUGACUUUAUCCCUUCAUAAUAUUUGAUUUAUUGUCUGGAUGUAUCUUGCUUGUAACUUUUGACUGAUCACAUCAUCCUGAA
Messenger RNA from Sander lucioperca (pikeperch), 2236 nucleotides. It is a transcript of the gene ksr2, whose product is annotated as kinase suppressor of ras 2. The transcript is spliced from 16 exons. The record is from RefSeq and is a predicted model, not a curated record. Gene Ontology annotation, molecular function: protein kinase activity; ATP binding. The annotation marks the transcript as partial. NCBI's taxonomy places the organism in Eukaryota, Metazoa, Chordata, Actinopteri, Perciformes, Percidae. Gene Ontology annotation, biological process: protein phosphorylation.